AUGGCGUGCGGAGAUUUUGACUCACUGGAUUUCAUUGCUUUCCAGGCAGAUGCUAGCAGAAAUAAGGUAGAUUCGUCAACAGAUUCUCUGGUAUUAUUCUGCAAAUCUUUUCCGAAUGAGGCUCGCGCCGGUGCGCUGUGAUGCGCAAAUUCUCUAGAGGGCGCUUAACGUAACUCUUCAGUAAGUAAAUCCUUUUAAUGCCGUAAAGCAGUUGCAGAAUUUCAGACAUAUUUUUCUAAGAAAGUAACGCCGGACAUUGUAAGAACUCUGUCGUCUUUUGCAAUCGCAGCCUGGGGACAGUGUGAGUGAAAGUGACACACCUUCGGAAUCAUAACAACAUGUACAGCUGUGUUCGCUAGAAACCAAAUUUUAAGCUUCUUCUCUUCAAGUUGGAUCGCCUAUGAACCAUGUUUACUAUUUGAUCUUGACAGAGAGAGGACGUUUUUUGAAAUCUUUUUUUACAAAAGAGCGAAAUCUUUACUUUUACAACCUCUUUGACGCUUUGAAUUUUUUGUUACUCAUCGAUCACUUUGCAGGGGUGUGACUUAACCUAGCUAGCAAAUCUGUCUUACAGUUCACAUGUAGAUUUAUUCAUUACACAUCUCUUUGGUCGUUCAAUCGAUUGUCAGUGUCACUGUCAGUAGCUAUUAAUUCCUUGGAUGCUUAUAAACCUUUGCUAGAGAACAUUGCUGGUUCUCCUUUUUUCGUCCCAAGCUAACGGAUCGCUUGAAAGGAAUGCUAGCAUAAACGGAAUGCAAAUGCCAUUUUGACUGGUGUGCGUUUGCAAUUGUUGAAGUGUCGUUUGUUUUGGUGGCAAGUGGUGUCAGUAAAUCAAAUAACUCGACGUGAAACUUCUGUACACACAGUCGUGAAGCUAAGGAAUAUUUAUCUAAAUUUUAGCCUAAACAUUCACUUCCUGGUUCAAAUCAGUGUGGAGCUAUAACAGAUUAAAUUUGGUUGUUCAAUUUUUGUUUGCAUUAAAUUUGCUUAGUUAGAGCGGUUUUCACUUGGCUGUCGUAAAACCAAAACCAAAGUAAAUACACUAGCCAACCAAAGGGCGUAGUAAAACCAAAACCAAAACCAAUUCCUCAAUUACUUUCGACAGUCAAGUGAAAACCACUCUAAUAUAAAUUAAUUGCAACUAAGUUGAUAGUCAUAAAAAUAACGAUAAUCCCGAAUAGUCAAGGAAGCAUGGCUUGGUGAUUUUGUAUCAGCCAGAAGAAAGAAUUCAUGGCAGAGUUAAUUUUUUAUGAUUCCAGAUAAAAGAUUGACUCGCAAAAAAGUUAUUGCUUUUAUUUCAAGAUGUAAUGAUUCUAUUUUCUUUUAUCAGAAUGCCAGAUUUGGUUUAUAGUAUAAUUUUUAUUCGCAUGACGUAGUUGACCUAAUCACAUUGAGAAUCAAUGAGGCUUUAAACUAAACAUGGUAUUAAUUUCACAGUGAUUUCAAAGUUACAUUGCUUAAUAAAUUGCUGUUGGGAUUCUUUGUGCUUGAAAACCCAGUCACAUUGAUUUAUUAUUAUAAUAAGCUGGACUGUACACAAUUGGAGCUUACAAAACCAGAAAAGCACUUGUGAAAUAACAAAGAAAGCCCAUGGCAUGGUUCAUUGCAUUCUCACGAACAGUUAACAUCCUGCGGAGGAAGUUGUACAUGUAGCAGGUUAUAAGUUCAUUAGUUACCAUAGGUCUGGAGGGAAUGAAUGCAGGAGUGUACCUGGGCGGGACAAGGAUAGCUGCCGAGUUUGGAUUAAAUGGUGCUGUCAAUUUCAACGACAGGAGUUUUUCUGUUUAAAACUGAAAACUAUGUUGAAUACCAAAUCUGAAAAACUUCUUUGUUGUAGGUUGGAAACCUAAAAACCAGUUCUUAUAAAAGGACAAUUGCACACCCCAAAAGAUAGGAAAAAAGCUCAUCCUCAAAAUGGCUAAAUUUGCAAAACCUUAAACCCCAAUGUCCCCCUCCAUAAUUUGUCAUGCUUAGCGGCAGUAACGUUUUUCACUUCAGAGAGAUUUUGGAAAUUGUGGUUAGUAGCGGAAUCUGAAGAAACACUCAGGGUGACCUCCCACUGUCUUCUUUUCUUUAAUCAAAACAGGACCCAUUUAAAGCAAGUGAAAUAGAAGGGAGCCAGUGUUUGGAUUGCAAGGAAAAUUGCAGAGGGCUUUCUGCUCAUCCAUGGAGGUUAGUCUGAAAUUAAGUUCUGUACAAUUUUCGGAGUGUUGAUCAAAUAUUAAAAAAAGGGGGUGCACAUGUCGAUUCAGUUGUUUCAAUAUCCUGAACAUAUGUCUGUUGAUAGCUGUAGGUAGAAGAAAUGUCUUAUUUGGCUUCCCCAGGGCGGUUGCUAAGGAUUGAGGGCUGGGGAUUUUCCAUGGCUACUAUUAGCAUGACCUCCAGCUACUUUCAUAGGAAAUAAAAGUAAAAUUAUGGAAGCAAAAAAAUUCAUAGUUCCAUUUGCCGCCUACUAAUUGCAUUUACAGUGGAACCUUGAUAUAAAGAGCCUCCAUAUAACAAAGUAUUGCUCCAGUGGUGAUAUGAGAUGACACUAGUUCACGUACUGAUGUUUAUUUCUUUUCUUAACCUUACUUCCGUAAACACCGUGAGAACUUGUUGAUGUCCUUAAAUCACUAGGACAAGGAAAACUUCUUGGCUUCUUGAAAUGGUUGACAAAAAACUUGUGUCAACUAACCGCAAAAACAAAAAACUUAUCCUUUUAAUAACAAAAUUGCAUGGCACUUUUGCGUGUGUCCUAGCUUGCAUUAGAAGGAACUUUCUAGUUAAAUCUAGAAAUUGUGUUAGCGUGCGCAUGAAGACAACAAAGAUUUCAGAUAAAAAAUAAGUCGAUUAAAUGUGUGGCUAAUUGCUGUAGUUACAAAGUCCGCAGUAUGAUGAACGAAUUUAGUACUCUAGUAAUAGUAAAAAUAUAUGUGAAAAAGAACCUCGAUAUAACAAAACCUCGUUACAGCGAACAAAUUUUGCCAGCCCCUUGGGCCUUCACUAUAUUUUGAGGUUCUGCUGUACCCAGCAAUUUAAAAUUUUAGCAACAGGUCUACUUCUCUCAUCUCAUCAUAUUUUCAAAGUUUUAGGUUUGAGAUUCUAUUAUCUCCAUUUGCUGGUAGGUUUCUUCUUUUAUGUGCAUUAACUGACCAGCUGUCUAUUUCAGGAAUUAAGGCAUCUAAACUGUUCAUUGCUUACAUCAAUAUGUUCUUAAUUUCCAGGAAGUAUUGCAUUUUCUGCAAGUGCCCAGUUGAAUGUCAUGACAUACCACAAAAUAGCAGUUACCAAAAUUUGCCAGAAGACCGCAUGUGUGUUGAAGAGAAGCCACCAAGAUCUUCAUUAGCCAAAGUGAAGGGUGCACAUUCUGAGGGUUAUGAGUGGGUACCAGCUGGUCUGUCAAGUGGCCAGGUAUGUGCUGUCGUGUAUUAAAAUACUGUCAACUGUCCCAUAACUGACAGUGAUAAGAUUGGAUGUGUCCCUGAUACAGACACCUAGAGUUCUCGAGUCCAUCAGCUGUUCUUCAGGUUUUUUUUACUCUGCAGGCGGGGACACCUUUCCAAGAUAAAAUCAGUAACAAAAUUGUUGAGACAUUGUACUCAAAUAGGGUAACUUCGAAGACCAAAAGAAUCCACACCCCUCCCCUGUCCCCUCUAUUCAAAGAUGGUGUGUUUGUUGUUUUCUAUAGGUAGCUCAAACAGCAGUACAACAUUGCAUGGAGGGGAUUGAGGGAGGAAAAGGUAUAUUUUCCCCUUUUGAAGUCAGGAACACCUCGAAGUGUCUCAACUCAUUUUGUUGCCGAUUGUAGUUACUUAGUCACAGCCCUAACAGUGUCUGUCUUAAGAGACAGGUGACUGUAUCAUAUAAAUGGGGCUUGAAAAAAGUCCCGACUCAGGGUGUAAAGGAAGUCAGUUUUACAGCCUGCCAUUUGAGAAAGCUGUAGCUCGCAUGUACUAGCCCACAAGUCAUGUCAGCUAGCCCCAAAACCCUUUUUGAUUAGCAGGAUUGAUUACAAACCUUCUGUAAAUUGAAUUUCCCCCCAAAACACCACUUUCUCGUCAGGCAAGUUAAGAACAAAAAACACUAGUCCGAUAGCAAAAUCCACUAGCCCUGGGCUAUCGGACACCACUUUCUUUGCAUGCUGCAACUGGUAGUCCAGUACAAGCAGAUCUUCUUCCGGGGCAAGUACAUGUAACUUUUUAAGUUUACUUGCCUGAUGGGCAAGUCAAAGCAAGUCAUCUUCUAACUAGAUCAUUAACUAAGAUGACCAAAAAGUGACCCCAGGCAAGCAAAUAUGUGAGGUGCUUGCUCAAAGGGCCAUCUGUAAUUCAAGUUUUUUUCAAGCCCUGAUAAGGCCAAUAUUUUUGUGAAGGCUUUCUGAAGAGUUAUGAACUUCUCACAAAAAGGAGUUUGCGGUAAAACGACUUGAAAGUGUGAUCAUUCACUUUUACAUUUUUGCUCGCAUUGUUGCUAGCUCAUUACUUUUCUACACAUUUCUAACAAAUAUGACACUCAGGGCUUAAAAUUUUUAAAAUGGUGUGAGAAAUUGAUUGGACGGGUGAGUGAAUAUAAGAUCGAUCAAAAUUUUAUUCUUGAUCCACAGACGUGGGACAUGAGAGUUGUUAGGUAUACACUCUUUUCAUGAUUAUUUUAUUGUGUUGUUUAUUCAUUUGUUUUAUUUGUUUAUUAAGAUCAAAGACUUUAUGUCCAAACUUCCUCAUGGUAAGGUUCCAAAGCUUGACUCUCAAGGUUCAAGGUACAGGGUAAAACAGCUUGUUUAUCAGAUGCCACUGCAGGAUUUUUCAAGCAAACACUGUCGCAAAUUAACCCUGGAUCAAAAGAUGGCGAUGGAUGACAUGUGCACCAAGAGAAUUGAAAAGGCGUUGGGAGUUGGUAAGAAUGUUGUUUUCUUCACUAGCUGAUACUUACCUCCAUGCAAAAUCCAUGGUUUUUUGUUGUCACUAGAGAUAAGUCACUCAAGUCAUGCUAUCAAAUGAAUACUUUUUUGAUAUAGGCCAAGUGCUUUUCUUCAUAUGCUUGUCUUGUGCAAGCUAGCUACCUUACUGACACUGUAAGUCACCAGAGGCAUCUCAUUUAACAUGUUGCACACUGUAAGAACAGUGCAAAAACCAGUGAAGUUGCCUUUUUUGGUUGAGAAUGUUGAUGAGUUUCCUGUUUAAAAGCAAAUAAAUUGAAAUAAAUUGUGGACUACUGAUGGAAAUGUUCUGGAGAUUAAAAUCAAGAAGAAUUAUCAGGAACAAGUUGGAGAUUUGUUUACCUUGCUUGCAUUUUCCCUACUUUAAAUUAAUCUGAUAGAGAUUUGUUAACCUGUUGUGUUUGCAAAAACAUAUUAGAGCACUUCAUCAUAUAGCCACUAAUGAAAUAUCAGGUGAGCUUUGGUGUAAACAUGAUAUCUACACAUGUAAAAAUAACAUGUUAUCUUCGCAUAGGAAAAGGUCACCAUUGCUGUGGCCAUGUUACAGGUCAAAUUUGAUUUCAGCUUAAAUUUUUUUAACGUAGGUUGAUUAUCAAUUUCCUUUGUCUCUUAGCUCCAAUUAUUCAUGAAUUAGGGAUAGGAAACAAAGGAAAUUAACCCUCUAAGCCCCAAGAGUGAUCAAGCAUCAAAUUUCUCUUUGCAAAAUCAAUGCUGUGUAAAACAGAGUGGUCAUGAGAAUUAUGGACAUGAUCACACAAGAUGAAUUUGCUUGAUAUUUUGUCAACUUCUCCUCACUACUUCUGUAGGAAAUGAAUGAGGGCAACAAAUGAGAAUUCAAAUUUUGAUCUUAGGGUUUAAAGGGUUAAGAAUCAACUUAGGUUAAAUCAAAAUUAACCUGCAAUCAAAUUUGACCUGUAGCAGCUACAUAAUAAAUUGUGCCUUUUUCAGCAGAAAAAAAAAAAUUAAAGUGACAUAGCAUGGUUGGGUAUUUCAUUGGUCUUAACCCAUUAAGUCCCAAUGGUGACCAACAUCAAUUUUCUCCUAACGAUAUCCAUACAAUGUCAUGAGAUUUGGUUAUGAGAAUUAAUAAAAUGAUCACCUAAGUAAAAAUGCCUUGAUCUUUUAUCAAAUUCUCUCAACACAUUCUUUAUGGAAAUGUAUAGAGAUCAGUUUGGAGAAAUUGUAUGAGGAUAUUGGGGCUUAAAGGGUUAAAAUAAUAUAAACAUUACAUUACAUUUUGUAAUAAAUAGAACAUUGCAUGGCCGCUUUGAGAUGUGAAAUUUCUCUUCUUGCGUUCAAAAAUAUUUCACUUGUUGGUUGUGCUGACACUCAUGAAAUCUUUUCCACACUCGAAAAGAAAUUUUUUUGUCUCCACACAGCCAUGUAAUUUCCUCUCUAUGUCUGUGAACAAAAAAAGCACUAGAUUAGUUUGUGUUAAACAAGUAGAGUCUUUUAUUUUAUUAUUUAUAUACACUUGAGAAUCAUGUAGGUUGAUUAUUUUUCUAUGUACUUUAGGGGCAGUAAAAGCCAGUCUUACAAUGCCAGCAGCUUGUGAAAAAUGCAGUAUGCCCAUGAACUUUGGAGAGAUGGCUAUCUUCACAUUCCGUGCUGGACCUGAAAUUUGUUGGCAUGUGCAGUGUUUUGUCUGCAGUGAAGACAGUGAGUUGCUGGUUGAUCAUAUUUACUGCUGGGAUACAGAUAAUAAAAAGCUUUAUUGUCCAAGGCAUUGGAGUGAGUUCUUGAAGCCUCGAUGUGCUGGAUGUGAAGAGGUAUGUUUCAGUCACCGGAAGGGCUAUGCUAUAGCAGUGCAGUACANGUUGCUGGUUGAUCAUAUUUACUGCUGGGAUACAGAUAAUAAAAAGCUUUAUUGUCCAAGGCAUUGGAGUGAGUUCUUGAAGCCUCGAUGUGCUGGAUGUGAAGAGGUAUGUUUCAGUCACCGGAAGGGCUAUGCUAUAGCAGUGCAGUACAUCCGGAGGGGAAAGUGGUGGGAAUGGUGGGAAUGGUGGGGUUGGUAGAGCAAUAUUUGAGUAUAGGUGAGCCGCUGUGGGUUUGAAGCCCUGACUUUGUUUAGGACCAAAAAACCCUAAUUUACUUACUGUGCUUAGGACAGCACCCUCAAUUUUAUUACCUUACAAGAAAAUCAGGGUCUGAAAUUACGCCUUCCUGGUAGCCAAUGCGACUAAAAAGUCAGCACUGGCAACCAGAUUUUCAUAUCUGGUCGCAAGCAGCAGCUUGUAAUUUGUGGACUUUCACGUUCAGAGAAAAUGAUAAACAAUUGAAAGCUCAAAGCUAUUUGCCAACAGGUGUCUUUUUGUCUUAAAAGUGAAACAAAACUUCCUGUAAAAAUACCUCCACAACAGCUACGAUCAAUAUGAGUUUCAAGAACAUUUCCAAGCCGCCAUGUUGUUUUCAGCUGAAAUACGGUAAGUAUGUAACUUAAAUCUAACUUAUGUAUGUGUAACGAUACUGUGGCCAUAUUUCCACGGUUGUGGCCUGGUACGAGCAACAUGGCGGCUUGACUUGUGUUUUAAUAUGUUCCAUGUUUCGUGGUAGUUAUGAUGUCGGAAGAAAGUAGAGUUUUGAUAUGAUCAGUGCAGUUGUGGGCAGAUAGCUUUCUGUUCCUUCGUUCUAGGUCAGAUAACUUUAUAGCAAAAAGUAAUUUGUGGAAAAAAAAUAAGACUUCACUCGUACAUGUACAGUUGUUUUCUGGUAUCCGGUGCGGAAGUAGUGCAAUUUUUGAGCAUAAAAACGUCCAUACCAUGCAUUUUUUGUUCAUCUUAAAACUUUUAGUCGAAAAAAGGGGAGGAGUAAUUUUUGGCGACCACUAUUUGCCCUCUGGUGACCAAAAAUUUAUACUUGAUUGCCAGUUGGAGCCCGUACUAAAAAGUUAAAUUCGAACCCUGAAAAUGUGUAGCAUCCUGGGAGGAGGAGGCAGUCCAGAGAGUAAAAUGGCAAGGACUCUUGGGAAGGCUAUGUCAGCCUUAGAAGAGCAGCACCAGCAAGAAUAUCAGUGUGCACAUGUCUGACGACACUCGGCGGCUACUUCAAGCAUUUUCCAAUGCAACAAUUGUCAGCAUUACUGCAGAUCCCGAGCGGGUCUGACUGCCCACACCAGAGCCUGUUUAAGAUAGGCCUCAACUCAAAUACAAGACAGUCAUCUUCGGCAAUGAGGGACAGCCAUUAUUAUUAUUACAUCAUCCUACUGUAAAGUCAUUUAUUGGCAUUUACAAUAUUGAGCAAAUGUUAUGGUCAUUUCUUUUGUAUACAUGUAUGUGGUGUGCUAUAAAAGAAGUUUCAUCAAGCACACAAAUCAAUCAUGCAGGCAAUACCCUGCAUAUAUAAUUUAUUAGGACAGACUCAAGCAAAAUGUUCUUCCCUAUUUCGGACACAGAGAACAAAAACCAUACCCUGUCCAGCGUUGUAUCCCUCCCCCUUGAAUAGAUAGUGGUUCCUGGCAACUUGCUUUACGUUGGGGUGAAAAUGAAAUCUUAAGAGCAACAGUCAGGAAAAAUCGACCAAAAUCUUAAUUUCGUGGCAAGAGUUGAAAAAUGAAUUUCUUUCAUUUUUUGUUCAUAGAAAGCUUUUAGGUAGAUAAGAAACCUAAUAUAGAUUGUUUCCUCCAAAAGCCUUUUAUUUGUAAGAAAAACUAGAAGAUCGGUUUUCGAUGUCGGAGUCUCAGACUGCCCUAAUUUUUAACCUGAAAUUCGCAGUAACGUCAACAUUCCUCACGUUCGCAAACAAAGCUGUAUGAAGAAAUUUGGACACUUUCCACGAACAGAAAAAUUAUUUUUCUUCCACUAGAACAUAUUUUCAGGGCAAUAGCGUAGCUCGUCGUACUGAAAUAAUUCAAAAAUGAGGGAUAGGUUUUCAGGAUAACAAAAACUUAAGUUCGUUACUCAUUAUCGACCGCAAUAUUUAACAUGUGGUAUAACUCCAAAUUCUCUUCACGCUAUUUAAAUCACACAUUUAGACAUUCAUUAAAAACAUACCUGGGAAUUGGCUUGGGUUAUUGAAGGAAAUCUCUGUAAGACACCAUCGAAGUUCAGGAAUUUUCAUGGUAGGCCGAAGGUUAUUGUGUAAACACUUCCAAUUUCGAAAUGCACAAAAGUAGAAACUUACAGCCUAAAGGCUUAUUUUUUGUAGUUCUUGUAGGUUUCCCCAUUGCAAAGUUGCUUAUUUCAAUCAAAGAGUGGAGUAAAAAGGUGAAACUGGGUCAAUUUUAGCCAUUUUGAGACACUGAACUCUACCAGCCGGCGACUCGGCGUGACAAUCUCUUCCGUGACAGCACCUGUCAUAACGUACGUUUGAAGAGACGGUGCCGUCAAAAUGACAGUCACGGAAUCACGGUAGUAACGCAACCCAAUUCUUGAAAGAGUAACAUUUUUGGUGCCGACAGUAUUUUGAAGAAGAAAAAUAUCAAACGCCCUAGUAAUCUGGUGCUCACUUUUUAUUGAAAAAUAAGGGCUUUAACAAUGGUAAUUCGCUAAGGAUGACGGAACAGGAAGAUAUUUCGUCCUGUUACUUUACGAUCGAGGAAACCUUGGAGCCGUUAAAUAAGUUGUUUUGGUCACGCUUCACUAUAUUUACCCGACUUCGAUGCUUUCGUUUGAAGGCUGCUUUUAGGAACCCAAGCCAAUUCUCAGUUAUGUUUUAGAUGAAUGUCUAAAUGUGUGAAUAAACGAGGACUGGGAAAAUUUGGAGCUAUACCACAUGAAGAAUAAUGUCACAAAAAACAACUACUAAAUUAGAGUUUUUGUCACCGUAAAAACCUGUUCUUCGUUUUUGAAUUAUGUCAGUUCAACGAGUCUCGAUAUUGCUUUGAAAGUACCUUCUAUUGAAAGAAGAAGAGUUGUUCUGUUGAUGGAAAGUGUCCAAAUUUCUCCUUGCGCCUUUAUUUGCGAACGCGAGGAGAGCUGAUGUUAGCAAAUUUCGGGUUGAACAUAUGGCCAUUUUGAGACUCCGACCACGAAAACUGAUAUUUUAACUUUUCUCGAAAAUAAAAGGCUUUUUGCGAGAACAACUUACAUCAGAUAACUUAUCUACCUAAAAACUAUUUACGGACAAAAAAUGAAAGAAAUCGAUUUUUCAACACUUGCCACUCGAUGGUUGAUAUUUCCUGACCGUUAAUUUUUGCACACAACUUAAGUGCGGGCUAACCUAGUUUAGGAGUUUGGGGCACCCAGCAAUUUCAGCGUCAAUUAACAAUGACUUCAUAUAUCCAGUAAAAUUAAUACAAACAUUAACAGUUAACUAGAAGGUAUAUGUAAGGGUUUAAAGGAGGCACUUAUUUAAUAUUUUUAUCCUCAAGGGGGUGCUUAUUUGGGGAGGGUGCAUAUUUGAAGGAGAAAUUCAAGUAUCUACCAGGGCUGUCAUUAAGAGCCUGGGGCCAGGGAUUGUCCCCCGCUACUACAUGUAUAAACAUGACCCCACCUAUUUUUGUAGGAAAUUAUAGAAGAAAAAUAUUACCAAAAGAAAUCCUUAGCUGUUUGAUUCCUUGCCUAUACUUAUUACUUACCCGGCAGGCUGCUUGAAAUCUUUGUGACAGCCCUGAUUAACAGUGAGACCUUUUUCUUUCCUUUCUAUAGUUGAUCUAUGUUGGUGAAUAUUCACAAGCUAUGGAUCAAAACUGGCACCCAGGACACCUCUGUUGUUUCUAUUCUGCUGGGAUACAGAUAAUAAAAAGCUUUAUUGUCCAAGGCAUUGGAGUGAGUUCUUGAAGCCUCGAUGUGCUGGAUGUGAAGAGGUAUGUUUCAGUCACCGGAAGGGCUAUGCUAUAGCAGUGCAGUACACCCGGAGGGGAAAGUGGUGGUGGUGGGAAUGGUGGGGUUGGUAGAGCAAUAUUUGAGUAUAGGUGAGCCGCUGUGGGUUUGAAGCCCUGACUUUGUUUAGGACAAAAAAACCCUAAUUUACUUACUGUGCUUAGGACAGCACCCUCAAUUUUAUUACCUUACAAGAAAAUCAGGGUCUGAAAUUACGCCUUCCUGGUCGCCAAUACGACUAAAGAGUCAGCACUGGCAACCAGAAUUUCAUAGGCGACCUGUAAUUUGUGGACUUUCACUUUCGGAGAAAAUGAUAAACAAUUGAAAGCUCAAAGCUAUUUGCCAACAGGUGUCUUAAUUUUUGUCCUGCUGAUAUUUUUAAUUAAAAGUGAAACAAAUCUUCCUGUAAAAAUACCUCCACAACAGGUACAGUCAAUACGAGUUGAACAUUUCCAAGCCGCCAUGUUGUUUUCAGCUGAAAUAUGGUAAGUAUGUAACUUAAAGAUAACUUAUGUAUGUGUAAUGAUACUGUACCCUUUUCUCCACGGUUGUGGCCUGGUACGAGCAACAUGGCGGCUUGACUUGUGUUUUAAUAUGUUCCGUGUUUCGUGGUAGUUAUGAUAUCGGAAGAAAAUAGAGUUUUGAUAUGAUCAGUGCAGUCGUGGGCAGAUAGCUUUCUGUUCCUACGUUCUAGGUCAGAUAGCUUUAUAUCUCCAAAAAGUAAUUUGUGGAAAAAAAAUAAGACUUUGAACACUCGUACACGUACAGUUGCUUUCUGGUAUCCGGUGUGGAAGUAGUGCAAUUUUUGAGCAUAAAAACGUCCAUACCAUGCAUUUUUUGUUCAUCUUUAAACUUUUAGUUGCAAAAAGGAGAGGGGAAAUUUUUGGCAACCACUAUUAAAAUAAUACUUGAUUGCCAGUUGGCUGCUGUAUUAAAAAGCUAAUUUCGGACCCUGAAAAUGUAUAGCAUCCUGGGAGGAGGAGGCAGUCCAGAGAGUAAAAUGGUGCGGACUGUUGAGGAAGGCUACGUCAGCUGUAGAAGAGCAGCGCCAGCAAGAAUAUCAGUGUGCACAUGUCUGAUGACACUCGGCAGCUACUUCAAGCAUUUUGCAAUGCAACAAUUGUCAGCAUUACUGCAGAUCCCGAGCGGGUCUGACGGCCCACACCAGAGCCUGUUUAAGAUAGGCCUCAACUCAAAUACAAGACAGUCAUCUUCGGCAAUGAGGGAGAGCCAUUAUUAUUAUUACAUCAUCCUAUUGUAAAGUCAUUUAUUGGCAAUUACAAUAUUGAGCAAAUGUUUUGGUCAUUUCUUUUGUAUACAUGUAUUUGGUGUACCAACAAGUUUCAUCAAGCACACAAAUCAAUCAUGCAGGCAAUACCCUGCAUAUAUAAUUUAUUAGGACAGACUCAAGCAAAAAGUUCUUCCCUAUUUUGGGCAAAAAGAACAAAAACCAUACCCUGUCCAGCGUCAUAUCCCUCCCGCUUGAGUAGACAGUGGUUCCCUGCAACUUGCUUUACGUUGGGGUGAAAAUGAAAUCUUAAUUUUUGCACACAACUUAAGUGCGGGCUAACCUAGUUUAGGAGUUUGGGGCACCCAGCAAUUUCAGCGUCAAUGAACAAUGACUUCAUAUAUCCAGUAAAUACAAACAUUAACAGUUAACUAGAAGGUAUAUGUAAGAGUUUGAAGGAGGCACUUAUUUAACAUUUUUAUCCUCAAAGGAGUGCUUAUUUGGGGAGGGUGCAUAUUUGAAGGAGAAAUUCAAGCAUCUACUAGGGCUGACAUUAAGAGCCCGGGGCCAGGGAUUGUCCCCGGCUACUACACGUAUAAACAUGACCCCGCCUAUUUUUGUAGGAAAUUAUAGAAGAAAAAUAUUACCAAAAGUUAGCUGUUUGAUUCCAUGCCUAUACUUGUUGCUUACCCGGCAGGCUCCUUGAAAUCUUUGUGACAGCCCUGAUUAACAGUGAGACCUUUUUCUUUCCUUUCUAUAGUUGAUCUAUGUUGGUGAAUAUUCACAAGCUAUGGAUCAAAACUGGCACCCAGGACACCUCUGUUGUUUCUAUUGUGAUGAAUCCCUGUCAGCACAAAAAUUUGUCACAGUUGAUAAAAACCCAGCUUGCGUCAAGUGCUAUGACAAGAAUUUUGCCAAUAAUUGUGAGAAUUGCAAGAAGCCUAUCGGUCCUGGCGCCAAAGAUGUUGACGUCCGUGGAAGACAUUGGCAUGAAGAAUGCUUUGUUUGUUCACAGCCGGAUUGCGAGAAACCAUUGGUAUGUGAACCUUCACUUGCCCCUAUAUUAUUACAAAUUAUCUUAGUAGCUUAGUUUUUACAUAAUGAAUUGCCUAGGGCAUUUACUACAAUUAAUGCAGCACUUCAAAGGGGUGUAGAUUUGCAUUGGGCAAGGACGUGUUAUUUUGAAUAGAAGCAUUUAAUAGAAGAAUAAGAACAUGAUAAUUUUAAAUUAAAGCUAUUUUGUAUAUUUGUUAGAAUUCUGAGACUGUGUGGAAUGUUUUGUAAAAUUCCCCUCCCCUAUGAUUUUGAUUGAAAAUUUUUGGAAAAAAUGUGGGGCUUACACGGUGGUUUAUUGAAAGUGCCCCCGAUUUUUAAUUAGGUUCAGUUUUAUUUUGUAAAUUACAUGACCAGAGUGCAAGGAAAGUCGUGUCCGAUAGCCCGGAGCUAGUGGAUUUUGCUAUCGGGCUAGUGAUUUUUGGAGUUCUUAACUUGCCCGACAGGCAAGAGCUGUUUUUUGGGGAGAUUCAGUUACAGAAGGAUUGUAAUCAAUCCUGCUAAUGAAAAAGGGUUUUGGGGCUAGUUGAAAUGACUUGUGGGCUAGUACAUGCUAGCUACAGCUUGUCCGAAUGGCAGGCUGUAAAACUGACUUUCUUUGCACCCUGAUGACAUUCCUUUGCAGCUUAAUCAGGGUUUCACCUUUAAGGAUGAUAAACUCAUAUGUCAUCCUUGUCGUGGAAUUACACCAUCCAAAGUGUGUGAAGCAUGUGGAGGUGAUUUUGCACCAGGCGAGAAAAAGGUUGGAUAUCAGAGCAAAACUUUCCAUGAGAAAUGCUUUACUUGUGAUGAGUGUAAACAACCUAUUGGGACACAGCAGUUUAUCAGGAGAGAAGACAAGCGCUUGUGUGGCUCCUGUUUUGAUACUGGUUAUGCUAAGGUGAGCAAAAUAAAUUUUUGAAUGAGUUCAACUUAAAUGGGUUGGUAUUGGACAUGGAAAACCUGGAAAGUCAUUGAAUUUGACAAUUAUUUCAUUUUCCAAGCCUGGAAAGUUAUGAUUUUUAUUGUCCAUCAUGCAUGGAAAUUCUGGAAAAUUAAAGUUCUGAAGGGUAGGUUAAUCACUUUUCAGUAACGCAGAUGUUUAGCAAGGACGAAAUAGAACAAAGAGUUAUUAAUAAACAACAGGAACAGCCUGCAUUUUAGCAGUCACCAGGAGUUGUGUCUGUUGAAUUGAAAUGUGUCAGGAAAUACCAGAAAACAAGGAUAGUUAGGAAAAUUUUUGAAAGUGACCACUAAAUUGUGGAAGGUCAUGGUUUUGUAAUAGAUUAACAGAAUAAUAUUAUUUAGUCAGUUAACUAUGUUGUGAACUGACUCCCUGUACAUGUUUACACUGAUCUGAGGAUCAGAUCUGAGGUGUUCCAAGGUGACGUCACAUGUAUUUUCUGUGUUUUAACCAGUUUCUCUGUAUGCGGAUGGAGUUUAACCAUUCACACUUCAGUUGCCCAAACCUGCCUGUGUGGAUCCACAUGCCUUCUUUCACUGGUAGCACAUCAGUUUAAAUAGUCCUAGACAACUUUGACCCCUAACUUUUGCAGGGGGAAAAGACCUUAAUUUCAAUCUUAAUAAAGUACCGUUUGAUCGUUGUACUCUUUCAGAUUUGUGUUAAGUGUAAAGAGCCCAUUAAGUCCUCCUCAGUGAAGCAUGACGGCAAUUCUUACCACUCGGAGUGCUUUGUCUGUUCCAUGUGUUCACAACCUCUUGCCGGAAAACCAUUCACCAAACAUGAAGGCAGCAAUAUCUGCCAAGAUUGUUACCGCAAUAGUUAUGCCAAGAGAUGUGCGGCCUGUCAGGAGCUCAUAGAAGGAAGUGUCAAGUUUGUAGCUUAUGAUGAGAAGUUCUUUCACCGAGAUUGCUUCACUUGUUCAAAAUGUGGCCUUGCAUUGGCUGGGGAGAAGUUUCGUGUGUUGUCUAAUGAGAAAGUUUGCAUCAAUUGUAGCUUGUAA
Molecule: messenger RNA, 14901 nt
Organism: Porites evermanni
Lineage: Eukaryota; Metazoa; Cnidaria; Anthozoa; Scleractinia; Poritidae
Source: the annotation of a GenBank genome assembly